This is a messenger RNA of Ostertagia ostertagi, 366 nucleotides long. The record is from the annotation of a GenBank genome assembly. Lineage: Eukaryota; Metazoa; Nematoda; Chromadorea; Rhabditida; Trichostrongylidae.
AUGGUACUGAAUGGUAAACGAGUACUCACCGUAGUAUCAGGAGCUUCACGAGGUAUCGGCAAAGAAAUUGCUAUUCAAGUGUCGAAACGGGUCGCACCAAAUUCAGAAACGGGUCCAUUCGACAGCGCCUUUAUAUUCCACAACUGUGGCACUGUUGGUGAUGUGUCAAAACGAAGUACAGAAUUGAGUAAUCCGGAUCAAUGGCAGAACUUCCUUAGUGUAAAUCUCGUCGCUAUGGUCCAAUUCAAUAAUCUAUUACUGAAUUCAAUCACGAAAGAGGUUGCCAAACAACGAUUCGUUGUAAAUAUCACGUCUUUAGUCGCCAUUCAAGGCUUUCCUUCUUUAACACAGAACCGGCCGGUCUAG